Messenger RNA from Juglans regia (Persian walnut), 1241 nucleotides. RefSeq lists its product as uncharacterized. Lineage: Eukaryota; Viridiplantae; Streptophyta; Magnoliopsida; Fagales; Juglandaceae. The record is from RefSeq and is a predicted model, not a curated record. Gene Ontology annotation, cellular component: membrane. The transcript has 2 exons. The coding region runs from base 400 to 1035 and encodes 211 amino acids.
CCUCCGCGCAUGGGUCCCAAUUCUAAGCAUGCUUACUGAUCUCUUCCUCGAAAGGUAUCAUCAGAGAAGAUUAAAGAACCACGAAAAGCUUUUCUUUUAAGGCUCUAAUGGUGCGGAACAACUUUACAUACAUGACCAAAACAUGUUGGUGAAAGAUCAUAGCACUUGAUGAUGAGAAAGUUGACAUAAUCCAACGUUGUUCUAUACUUCAGAGCAAGUCUUGAUUGUCAUCCAACAUGAUCAUCUGGAACUGGAACUGCAUCUGAUUUCGCCUUCAAAGCGCCGCUCCGGCACCGGCACCGACCUCGCACCGGAGCUCUAUACCAAGCCCUCCUUCCUGCUAAUCUCUCAAGCAUUGACGUUUCAAUUGUUCGGCUCAGAAGCCGGAGGUUGUGGAACAUGGGUGCCAACUUCAGCUUCUUCCACAUUCCAUCAAGAACCAUGCCUUUGCCACACGUAAAGAGGCUUGCCAUCGUCUAUCAGAACUUGGGCAACUUGUCUUCCCACUUCUAUGGCCUGAAGGGUUACUCACUCAUCACUCCGGCCGUUGGAUUCACGGUUUUCGAUGCAUCAAAUGUUAGUUCUAAAAGCAUCAGAAAGCUAAGUCUCAGUACAAUGGGGAAGCCCAUAUCGAUUCAUUUCCCCACUUUUGUCCUCCCUAAUGGAAUGAUCUCUAAGACGAGGUGCGUCGCAUUUAGUGGAAAUGGGAGUUUUUACCUUAGUGAGAUGAGCUUGCCCGGUGUAUGUUACUCAGGAGAUCAAGGUCAUUUUGCCAUUGUUGUUCCGAAGGAGAGUAAGCAGAGGUUGUGGUAUCUUUGGGUUGUUGGGUCUGUGCUUGGGAUUUCUGGGAUGGUAGUGAUGGUUUAUGUUGGGAUGGCGUCUGCGAGGACUUUGAAGACAAAGAAGAUUCAAGUGGAGAGACAAGCACAAGCUGAUGAAGAUUCGAUUCUUGAAAGUAGAUGGGUGAGUGGUAGUAAGCUGCCUUCUGCAGCUGUGACGAGAACUCUGCCUGUCCUUGAGAAUGGAGGUGUUUGAUAUUCCUUUCAGAUUUCUUUUCCUUCUUUGAUAAGAAUGUUUUUUUUUUUAAUUUUUUUUUUUACUUUGUUCCUCCAUGAUCUGUACUUAUUUUCCCCCCAUUAAAGUCUACACUUUUUAGGAUCACAUCCCAUCUCAGUUUGGAUUUUAAAUGUGAAUUUCGAUGCGCAAUUUGAGACAGUAGUCAAAUUCGAACUGUUGGCAGA